Messenger RNA from Drosophila gunungcola (fruit fly), 947 nucleotides. RefSeq names its product CLIP domain-containing serine protease B10-like. Gene Ontology annotation, molecular function: serine-type endopeptidase activity. The coding region runs from base 28 to 870 and encodes 280 amino acids. The transcript is spliced from 4 exons. Lineage: Eukaryota; Metazoa; Arthropoda; Insecta; Diptera; Drosophilidae. The record is from RefSeq and is a predicted model, not a curated record. Gene Ontology annotation, biological process: proteolysis.
GAGUUCAGUAGCCAGGAAUCCGUUGAAAUGAUGACUUUAUCGGCAUGGCUUGUCAUCGUCGUCUGCCUGAUCCUCCAGCAGCAGGAGGUGAUCGGUCCCUACUUCCUGUACCCGAACUGCGGGUUGUCCUAUGAGUCCAAUGUGUCUUCUAGAAUAGUUCGCGGAACGGAAGCGAGAAUUAAGUCAGCUCCUUUUAUGGCGUAUUUGGUCUUAAACUCCAGCCUCCAUUGUGGCGGAACGAUCAUUAGCCAAAGAUACAUCCUUACGGCCGCCCACUGCAUGGUUCCCCAACUAAAGGUUCGCCUGGGAGAGCACGAUAGUACCACGAAUCCCGACUGUCAGCGCGGGAUUUGCAAUCCUCCUGCUGAGGAGUUCGACAUCCAGGCGGCAACCAAACACCGAGCCUUCGGUGCAGCGUUAACCCACGACAUAGCUCUGCUUAAACUGACCAGAAACAUCGUGUUCAAUGUUCACAUCCAACCCAUCUGCCUGCUCCUCAAUCCGGCGGCCACUCCCAUUGCGACCGAGCUGCAGGCCUUUGGGUGGGGCAGAACCGCCACCCAGCACUCCUCCACCGUGCUCCAGACCACGAGGCUAGCCUGGUACGCCAAUAGCUACUGCCAAAAGAGGCUUCCGCUGCUCCCAGUCACCCAGAAUCAGAUUUGCGUGGGGCUCCUGGGUUCGGACACCUGCAAGGGCGACUCCGGGGGUCCGUUGGUGGUCAAGGUGAACUACGACGGACAUGCCCGAAACUUGCAACUGGGCAUUGUGAGUUACGGCGAGGAUUAUUGCCAAAGUCCGGGAGUCUAUACAUUUGUGCCAAAUUACAUUCAAUGGAUCCAACAAGCUAUGCAGAGAUUUGGAUAUUAGUUAAAAUAAUUAAUUAAUUUUGUAUAACACAACUCUUUUGAAAAGAAACCUGGAAUGCUUUUUCGAUCCUAUUGAGA